GCAAAUAAUUUAUCUGUAUAACAAAAGGCUGGCGGCAUGUUCAUUGCAAAAACAUACCACCGAGACAAAAAAACACUUCUAUAACAAGCUACAAACAUGUCACCAUCAAGAGGUGUCACGGUUGACGAAUCCACUUCUCCUUCUACUUCUCCAGAAUCCCAAUCCCUCAGCGCAACGGAACGAACCGCUCAACUUCGCAGUUCCAGCGCGCUCACCUCUCUCACCCAAAACAUCCAGUACCUCCUCUCCCCUAGUUCCUCCACCUCUCCCAAGCCCGUCCGACUUCGCACCCGAGCUCUUCUUCGUACCCUACACUCAGUAGCUGUCUUCAUAUUCUGGCGCGUAAUACGGUAUGCCAAAUAUGCAGUCGUGGGGUCUAUCGUCGCAGCCUUGUCCGCUACCACUAUUGGAAGUUUUGCGACGGGUAUAGGAUGGGUUGUUGCGCCUACGGGAAUUGUUGGGGUUUUGGGGAUGAGUACUCUGUGGUGGGUUGGCAAAUGGGGUUUUAGUAAAACGAAAAUGGGGAAGAGGUGGGAGAGAAAGGUGGAGGAGGAGGCAGAUAGGCUUGAGAGGGAAGAUCGCGAGACGAGGAAGGAACAGGUAAAGACAGAUGGGCAGUGGAGAGAUGUUACGGGACCGAAGGCUGUGCCGUGGUAGGUCAGUAAGCAAAACCUUCGGAAUUUUAUAGUUUGGAUGCUCUGUACAGAUGGAUUGAAGAGAAAAGUGUGGAUAAGAAGUAGAUAUGUGUAAGAUGCAAAUCAACGUUUUGGCAUUGCAAUUUUACCGUUAA
This is a messenger RNA of Sclerotinia trifoliorum, 790 nucleotides long. Lineage: Eukaryota; Fungi; Ascomycota; Leotiomycetes; Helotiales; Sclerotiniaceae. The record is from the annotation of a GenBank genome assembly.